UCCAAGUUUAUAUACUUCUUUAUUUAUUUUUUUUCCAGUUAUCAUAUGGAUUGUUUUUUGGGAUGGGAGCAAUAAAGGAAAAACUAAAUCUGUACAGAGCGAUAUAUGAAGAUAGAAUAGAAAAACUUUUAAAAAAUCUUUGAUCAUUUUUAUCAAAACAUCCCACAAAAACACUGAUAUGUUGUAUUAUAGUGAAUUUACUGCUGGCACUGGGUAUACUGAACAUAGAAUUCCAAUAUGAUGUCGAGACGCUUUACAUUCCUGAAGACAGCAAAUCAAUAAAGGACCGAAACAGUAUAGAAGCAUUAUAUGGGGAUCCAACUGGAUCCAACUUUGCGCCAUACCAGUUAACAAGACAGGGUCUGUAUGGGGACGUCCUUAUCGUUUCAAAAGAUAAGUCAAGCAUAAUGAGGCCAUUAUAUAUCAAUGAAAUCAACUCAAUAGACGCUUUCAUUAGAGAAAAAAUCCUUGUUGAAGACUCAGAAGUGCGCAAGUUUAGACACAGAGAUAUUUGUGCAUUGGGUCGGAGUGGGUGUGAAGUCGUUGGAAGUAUCUUACUAUCCCCGAAAUUUCAAAGCGACUUUGUGACGGGAAAUGUGACGUUUCCAGUUUAUAACAAAAUCUCCAUGACUUCUCUGCUUGCAAAACCGGUUUCUAACCGCGGUGUUUUGGUACACACGAUCGGUGUUAGGUUACGUUAUUAUCUAAGACAGAACACGACUAAUGCCUCUAAACUUUCCAAACAUUGGGCGAAAGUUUUCAUCAAAACUAUGAAAACCUUUAACACAAAUCUGACUGAAGUAGCUUUUUCUCACUCUGAUUCCUUAAGUGAAGAAUUGGACAACAUUAAAGAAAGUGCAACAAUUUAUUUUAUUAUAACAUUACUAAUAAUGGUUGUUUAUGCGUUAAUCUCAUCUGCGACUUUCAACUGCAACAACGUGGCGAAUCGGAUGAAUUUGGCCUUCGCUGGCAUCUUUGCAUCUUUAUUAUCUAUAGUUUCUUCUUUUGGGUUAGUCAUAACGUGCGGGUUGGAAUUCACGACAGUCGCAGGAGUGAUCCCUUUCCUUAUAAUAGGUAAAUCAAACACUUGUAUUUUUCAAUGAAUUUUCUGAUUAAAUAGUUAAGAAAGUAUAACAUCGUUUGAUUCUGUCUCCUAGGCAUUGGAAUAGACGAUAUGUUUAUUCUGCUAUCCGGAAUGGCCGGUGCCCCUCCCCUUUAUAAAUCGACAGUAGAGGAGCGAAUGGCUUUCAUGUUGAAGAAGGGUGGGGUAGCCAUUACUAUUACGUCAGUGACAGACAUGAUCGCAUUCAUCAUUGGAGCUUCUGCUGUAUUUGUUAGCAUUAAGAUAUUUUGUUUAUACACAGCUGUAGCGGUGUUUUUCUGUUACCUAAACCAGCUGUUUAUUCUUUGCCCUGCAAUUGCUAUCAACGAGUGUCGUACCGAACAGAAAAGACAUUUUUGUUGCUGCACUCAAAGAGUAAAAUCUAAAGAAAUUUACAAGAGAAAGUCGAAAUCGAGAUGUUUUAUUCAGUGCUUUGCUGGUCAUCAGCCGAAAAGUCGAGAAGAUGUUGAAAGUCCACUGGAAAAGUACCCAAAGAGACUAAUCUCAUUAAUUCUCCGAUAUAAACCAGGAAAACUGAUUGUUGCUGUAGUAUUUUUGGCAUACAUUGUUAGUUCUAUAUAUGGGGCGUUGAAUUUAAAACAAGGUCUUGAUGUUCACAAUCUAGUCUCAAAAGAUUCUUACUACUACACAUAUGGUGUCUGGGACACUACCUAUUUUACCUCCGACCCUAUGGUCACAGUAUGUAUUACAAACACUCAGCAGUACCAUACGCCUCAAGUACAAAACCAGAUACGUUCACUCAUCGUUACUGUGAAGAAAGAUGACAACAUUGACGAUCACUUUGCGAUCAAUUGGUUGGCAGUUUACAAAGAUUCCGCAUUCUAUAACAGCACAUCAGAAAAUGCCUUUGUGAAAGCUUUGAGAGAAUUUCUUCUAUCUCCACAAGGACAAAUGUUUUCUAAUGACAUAGUAUUGGAUGAAACAACUAACUCUAUUGUGUCGUCCAAAAUUCAUCUCAGAACUGUAAAUUUGAAAACACAGGAAGAGCAAGGCGAUUUAAUGUUACGUAUUAGGGAGAUUGAAAAACAUGCGCCUGUACAAUGCAUAAUUUUUAGCCCCAUCUUUACACUUUGUGAACAAUAUAUUCAAAUUUUGUCAACAACCUUGCAGACAGUCGGUAUAACUUUGGCGGUUGUUCUGUUGGUCAAAUAUUUUUUCAUGCCCAAUAUCGUGGUAGGAGUAGUUGUGGCGAUGACACUUGUGAGCAUCAUUGUGGGAAUAUUUGGCUUCAUGUACUAUUUCGACCUUUCUCUUAAUUCCAUGACGAUGAUUCACCUCGUGAUGAGUGUAGGGUUUUCGGUUGAUUUCAGUGUUCACAUCUGCCAUGCUUUCUUGUCUCUCAAAAGCAAUGAUCGCGACAAGGUCUUGGAGGAAGCCAUUGACGCAACGGGUGGACCCAUCUUGAACGCAGCCAUCUCUUCCAUGCUUGGUGUAGUUAUUUUGAUAAUUUCCGACAGCUACGCAUUCUUGUGUUUUGGUAAAGUGAUGUUAUUGGUCUUAGGACUGGGCUUACUUCAUGCAUGCUUGUUCUUACCAUUAUUUCUAUACAUUUUGAUGCCUUGUUUACUUCAUCAGAAAAAUGCUGUUGAACCAGAAAAGGCUAGAGUUGAAUUGAAUUAUCUAGAAACAUUUACGAUUUAUGACCCAAGACUUUUCAAAAGUGAACUAUCUUUGAAUACCCCCGGUAAUUAUUCUGACGAUUUUGAAGAGUCGGAAUUCGACUGCUCAUCUGUAUCUUCUGGCAAUGAGCAUGUGUCGCCAAACCAGGAUGAAGAGAAACAAUGAAAUAAUUAAUAAUAGUUUGAUUGUUGAUCGUUUUGUGUCCUUUAAAGUGUUUUGUGUUUGUUAUUUCGGUGGCUUAACCAUUUCCGAUCCUUAGCCAUGUUCGGUAACUCUAUAUUAUUCGGAUUUUUUUAAUAAAGGGAAUA
Magallana angulata is the source of this 3051-nucleotide messenger RNA. Its product is annotated as patched domain-containing protein 3-like. Gene Ontology annotation, molecular function: transmembrane transporter activity. Bases 1175 to 2908 code for a protein of 577 amino acids. Lineage: Eukaryota; Metazoa; Mollusca; Bivalvia; Ostreida; Ostreidae. The record is from RefSeq and is a predicted model, not a curated record. The transcript has 2 exons. Gene Ontology annotation, cellular component: membrane. Gene Ontology annotation, biological process: transmembrane transport.